AUGAAACGUAUCUCCCUCUUACACAGACACCUCCAAUGGAGAAAUCUCACCGUAACUGCCCUUCAACGGACUCCUGAAAUUGAUCGUACUAUAGCUUCGAUUCAGUCCAUAUCUUCAAACCCAUGUUUUUCUCUUCUGGGUAUCUGCAAAACCGUAUCGUCUCUCAGGAAAAUCCACGCUUUGCUCGUCGUCCACGGCCUGUCGGAGGACCUUUUAUGCGAAACCAAAUUGGUUAGCUUGUAUGGUUCGUUUGGCCACGUUGAGUGUGCCCGAUUAAUGUUUGAUAGAAUUCGCAACCCGGAUCUUUAUUCGUGGAAGGUGAUGAUCAGAUGGUAUUUUUUGAACGAUUCGUAUUCGGAGAUUGUUCAGUUUUACAACACCCGUUUGAGGAAAUGCCUCAACGAGUAUGACAAUGUUGUUUUUUCGAUUGUGUUGAAGGCGUGCAGUGAAUUGCGUGAGACUGAUGAAGGGAGGAAACUGCAUUGCCAGAUUGUUAAGGUGGGGAGUCCUGAUAGUUUUGUGUUGACGGGUCUUGUGGAUAUGUAUGCUAAAUGUAGAGAGGUCGAGGAUUCACGUCGAGUGUUUGAUGAAAUUCUUGAUAGAAAUGUGGUGUGUUGGACUUCCAUGAUUGUGGGGUAUGUACAGAAUGAUUGCUUGAAAGAAGGGUUGGUGUUGUUUAAUAGGAUGAGGGAGGGGCUGGUGGAAGGUAACCAAUAUACUUUGGGGAGCUUAGUCACAGCCUGUACCAAGUUGGGAGCUUUACAUCAGGGAAAGUGGGUUCAUGGGUAUGUGAUUAAGAGUGGUUUUGAUCUCAAUUCUUUCUUGGUAACACCUCUUCUAGACUUGUAUUUCAAGUGUGGGGACAUUAGAGAUGCUUUUUCUGUAUUUGAUGAGCUUUCUACUAUUGAUCUAGUUUCAUGGACAGCCAUGAUUGUUGGGUAUGCUCAGAGGGGCUACCCCCGAGAGGCUUUGAAGCUUUUUACAGAUGAAAGAUGGAAAGAUCUCUUGCCAAAUACUGUUACCACUUCGAGUGUGCUUUCUGCAUGUGCACAAACUGGGUCUUUGAAUAUGGGUAGAUCAGUUCAUUGUCUUGGGAUAAAACUUGGAUCGGAAGAUGCAACUUUUGAAAAUGCUCUUGUGGACAUGUAUGCAAAAUGCCACAUGAUUGGAGAUGCUCGGUAUGUAUUCGAAACAGUUUUUGAUAAGGAUGUAAUUGCUUGGAAUUCAAUCAUUUCAGGGUACACUCAAAAUGGGUAUGCAUAUGAAGCCCUUGAACUUUUUGAUCAAAUGAGAUCAGACUCUGUCUACCCAGAUGCAAUCACACUGGUCAGCGUCCUCUCAGCCUGUGCUUCUGUUGGUGCUUACAGAGUGGGUUCUUCUCUUCAUGGAUACGCUAUAAAGGCUGGCCUAUUAUCAGGCAGUGUCUAUGUUGGCACUGCACUUCUAAACUUCUACGCCAAAUGUGGAGAUGCAGAGUCUGCUCGAGUAAUUUUUGAUGAGAUGGGAGAGAAGAACACGAUCACAUGGAGUGCAAUGAUUGGCGGUUAUGGAAUUCAAGGGGAUUGUAGCAGGUCCCUUGAACUUUUUGGUGAUAUGCUGAAGGAAAAGUUGGAGCCCAAUGAAGUAAUCUUCACCACUAUAUUAUCGGCUUGUAGCCAUUCAGGGAUGCUUGGAGAAGGGUGGAGGUAUUUCAAUACAAUGUGUCAGGUCUAUAACUUUGUGCCUUCCAUGAAGCAUUAUGCAUGUAUGGUUGAUCUCUUGGCUCGUGCAGGAAGGCUUGAAGAAGCCUUGGAUUUCAUUGAGAAAAUCCCAAUUCAACCGGAUGUUAGUUUGUUGGGAGCUUUUCUCCAUGGAUGCAGACUCCACUCGAGGUUUGAUCUUGGAGAGGUGGCAGUUAGGAGGAUGCUAGAGUUGCACCCUGAUAAAGCUUGUUACUAUGUUCUCAUGUCAAAUUUGUAUGCAUCAGAAGGAAGAUGGAGCCAGGCUAAUCAGGUGAUGGAGUUGAUGAAACAAAGAGGAUUAGCAAAAUUACCUGGGUGGAGCCUAGUGGAUAUUGAGACCAGUAAUGAUUUUUCUCCAUUGAUAGUGGCAUCUCAUCCUUAGUUAUGCACUUCACCGCGCAUGAAUUCUGGAGUCCAGGAGUCAGGGUAUCUCUUAACCUAUUCGAUAUGGAUCUUGGUAAAUGAUUUUUCUCCACAGGAAGUAACAUCUCUUGCCCCAUCCUAUUCCUCAUCAUGCAUGAAUUCUGGAGUCAGUGAGGUACUUAGAGAACACUCAAUCAAAUACUUUUCUGGGUCUGGCUAUGUAUGAACUUGUGUUGGACUGGUCCUGAGGUCCUGUUGAAACGGUUUGAGCAUAGCUGGGAGAAUGUGGUUUGAAUUGCUCUGGAUUUUUUAAUGGCAGAGUUGCAGUAAAAUUUUGAUGUGAAGAUUCCUGGCAGCAAACUCACUGAAUCAUCUUCCUGAAUAUAACGGUUUGAAGUUCUCAUGCAUCUUCAAACCUGACUACGAUGAAGAACCAUGGUGUAUCAUUGCAGUGCAAGAGGGAAGCUUUCAAUACAAGGUUACCGACUCCAAAUCCCUUUGGAUCACGAGUGAUAUCUUCUUUAAUACAAUGUUCAUGAGAUUAGCCCACUAGGUUUUCUGUCCUGGUGGUUUUGCUGGUGUAAAAUGACCUAUCACCAAUAAUCAUUACAAGAGCAACUCCCAUUCCUGAAACAA
This is a messenger RNA of Vitis vinifera (wine grape), 2720 nucleotides long. Its product is annotated as pentatricopeptide repeat-containing protein At2g03380, mitochondrial-like. The transcript has a single exon. Gene Ontology annotation, biological process: RNA modification. The coding region runs from base 1 to 2103 and encodes 700 amino acids. Gene Ontology annotation, molecular function: RNA binding; protein binding. The record is from RefSeq and is a predicted model, not a curated record. NCBI's taxonomy places the organism in Eukaryota, Viridiplantae, Streptophyta, Magnoliopsida, Vitales, Vitaceae.